UUUGUGUGGAGCUCUGUGGAGGAGGGGAGGAGGGAACAGUUAGUGGGAGGUGGGAGGCCCACAGUGGGGCUCCUGCACUUCUCAAGAAGGAGACGAAGCAGUCGGCGGGAAGCGGGGAAAGAGGAGGAUAUGGCCACGGGAGAAAUCACAACACUUCCCUCCACACCUGAAGACGGCGGCAGCGGCAGCUUUCCUCCCGGGGCCUUUAAGGAUCCCAAAAGGCUGUACUGUAAAAACGGAGGCUUCUUCCUGCGGUUAAAGUCUGACGGGGGGGUGGAUGGAAUCCGGGAGAAGAACGACUCCCACAUAAAGCUUCAGCUCCAGGCGACCUCAGUGGGCGAGGUGGUCAUCAAAGGAGUCUGUGCUAAUCGCUAUCUGGCGAUGAACAGAGACGGACGACUGUUUGGAGCGAGACGAGCAACAGACGAAUGCCACUUCUUAGAGCGGCUCGAGAGCAACAACUACAACACCUACCGCUCCAGGAAGUACCCCCACAUGUACGUGGCUCUGAAGCGCACGGGUCAGUACAAGUCUGGAAGCAAAACUGGACCGGGUCAAAAGGCCAUUCUUUUUCUUCCAAUGUCGGCCAAGUGCUAACCUGGGAUCUUAUUAACGUCUCAGUGGCAGCAACGAGGAAGAAGAAGAAGAAGAAGAAGAAGAAGAUGUGACGCAAUGAAGACAAAGUGUUCCAUCAACGUAGCUGUGAUGCUUUGUGACUGUUACAUCCUGAACAUGUCCGUCUCACACGUUCAGCAGCAAGAUGUCAGACCUAUAGAGGAACAUGCGUCCUUCAUAACAAGGUUACACAUUAAGACAAUGCACUCACAUCCUACAUGAUUAGAACUUGAUGAGAGAGAAAGGAUUUAACUAAAUAACUUCAUUUUAUUAGCACACUAAAAAUCCAAAACCCAACGUAUAGAUCUUUGAUUAUCAUUCUACACUCGUCAGUGUCUGUGUCCCCCCCCUGUAACUCAGCUGCUUGCAUCAGAUGAACCGUAUACAAGUGGUUCCCUUUAGAACCCAGACAGUGAAUGUUCGCAUGUACCAUAUCUCAAAGUGUGAAGAACAAACCCCACAAACAGAAUUCCAGUCAUAAAAACACUUUUAAAUAGUAAUACUGACGAGCGCGUGCCAACACAGCGAGCUGCGGCACGGUUACCCCCGUCAGGUGGAUGGUGGCGUGGGAGGAAGCUGCCUGUGGUACAGCUGGUAAAACUUCCCGGAGUAGACGGCAGGAAGCUCCUCCAUGGCGAGGUCGAUCUGGUCGAAGCCUCGCUCCAGGCCGUGCAGCAGAAGCCUGGCCACGCGGGAGCUGAUGGGGGUCGUGUCGUUGGUCUCGGCCAGCUCGGCGAGGUCCAGCCACUCGCAGCGCAGACACUCCUGAGUGCAGAAGUCGAUGUCGUAGGUGAGAGGGCGGAGUCGGCAGAUGAUGUACAUGUCCGACAUACCGAAGGCGCCGGGGUGCUCGUGCUGCUGCCGGACGCUGAGCAGAGAUCUGAACUCGGAGUGAACGCCGGUUUCUUCAAAGACUUCACGGACGGCGGUCGCACCUGAGAAAAGAUUCAUUACAACAUUAACACGUGUACGGGGGGGGGGGGGUCAACAUGUUGCAUCUCCUACAGAACAUUAAAGCUGCUUCUAAACAUGCAAAGGAAAGAAAAGGUGGAUUUGGAGAAACAUAUAAUUAUUUGCAUUUAUGAAAACGAAAGUAUCGUCUGUAAGUAGAACAGGACGCACUGUACGAGCGUGACACUCACCGAUGUUUUCUCCUGGAUCAGACAAACCCCCGGGGAACUUCCACGCAUUCCUCGUCUGAAAUACAAAAACACUUGUGACGGAUGUAAUGCAUCUGAACUGAUGAUUCAACAUGUUUAAUGCUGUUAAUGAUGUUUUAGAUUUAGUGCUUCUCUCUGAAGCGUGUCUUCAAAACCUGUUUCACCACUUUGAUAUUUAAUAACAGUAUGCUGCUGGUUAAAUUAUAACGUGUGUGUGUGUGUGUGCGCGUGUGUGUGUAUUUUUGUAGUUACGUGAAGAAUUUUGUAUGCCGUGCUUUUUUUCUUUCUUCAAGAAAUGCUAUUUCAUCUUCAUCUUGUUUUGCAAACCCUCCCUUUGUGAGGAACACUCUUGUAUUUCCAUGCAGCGUCAACAGAAGAUAUAUUUUUGGAGCUGUUUCUGUUUUGUGCUGGUGAAGCAGAAAUAAAGAGAUUUUGUGUAA
This is a messenger RNA of Cottoperca gobio, 2215 nucleotides long. RefSeq names its product fibroblast growth factor 2 (gene fgf2). The transcript is spliced from 3 exons. NCBI's taxonomy places the organism in Eukaryota, Metazoa, Chordata, Actinopteri, Perciformes, Bovichtidae. Bases 130 to 597 code for a protein of 155 amino acids. Gene Ontology annotation, molecular function: growth factor activity. The record is from RefSeq and is a predicted model, not a curated record.